CAUAUCAGAUCAACACGAACACAAGCUAUGCUGGACACCCUCACAGAUCUUCAAAGAAAGGAACAUGCUCUAAACGAAGCCAACAGAAGUUUGAAACAACGGUUGAUGGAAGGAAAUCACAUAAGUCUGCAGUGGAAUCAUGAUCCUCAAGACGUUGGCUAUGGCCAUGAACCAACUCAAUCUCAGCCUCAUGGUUUCUUUCAUCCUUUGGAAUGUGAACCCACUCUACAAAUUGGAUACCAGACUGAUACAAUGGCAGCUGCAGGGCCAAGUGUUAAUAAUUUCAUGUCGGGAUGGUUGCCUUGAACAUGAGAACUGGGCAAAAUCAUGGUUUGAAGUCAUCGAAUUCAGUAUUUUGUGUGUUAUUUCAUAAAAAAAGACUUUUUAUGUGUGUGGAUUUCUCUCAAGCACUCUCUGUAAAUGGGACUCUUGUUUCUAUAUAUUUGAAGCUUUGUGGAUGGAUUCUCCUAUUCAUAUUAAUAAAUAUGCACACGUGCAAAUAUAAUAA
Messenger RNA from Olea europaea var. sylvestris, 508 nucleotides. Its product is annotated as agamous-like MADS-box protein AGL9 homolog. The record is from RefSeq and is a predicted model, not a curated record. The coding region runs from base 28 to 306 and encodes 92 amino acids. NCBI's taxonomy places the organism in Eukaryota, Viridiplantae, Streptophyta, Magnoliopsida, Lamiales, Oleaceae. The transcript has 5 exons.